Molecule: messenger RNA, 708 nt
Organism: Chlorella variabilis
Lineage: Eukaryota; Viridiplantae; Chlorophyta; Trebouxiophyceae; Chlorellales; Chlorellaceae
Exons: 5
Coding region: 1-708 (235 amino acids)
Biological process (GO): protein phosphorylation
Molecular function (GO): protein kinase activity
Source: RefSeq, a predicted model, not a curated record
AUGCUCGACACAGUCGUCUCCUUCACUCUCUCAGAGGCGCUAGCAGUGGCAGCGGCCGUCGGCCUGUUUCUGGGCCUGUUCUCGGCAGCAGCUCUCCUCGUGCUCCUGCGAUGGGUGGAGAAGCGCCUGGUAGAGGCGCGGCCCGGCGGCGACAGCCGCCCCCCGCGGCAUGCCGAACCCACCGCUAACGCGGCAGCACGGAGGCGCGGCGAGCAGCCGCCGCCGCCACCGCUUGCCGGCGGCACGGUGCAGCAGCAGCAGCAGCAACCACCACCGCCGCCCGACGGCGGCAGGAGGGAGCAGCAGCAGCAGCAGCCACCGCCGCCGCCGUACGGCGGCGGCGAGCAGCCACCACUCUCCCACAUGCCGCUGGAGCUCAUCCAGGGGCAGCGCCUGGGCCGCGCCACAGACGCCUUCGCCUUUGGUGUGCUGCUGUGGGAGAUGUACUGCGGGGAGCGGGCGUGGGCCGGAAAGAGUGCGGUACAGAUCCUGUACGCCCGUACCGCCAAGCACCAGCGCCUCGCCGUGCCCGCCGACUGCCCCGCCGGCUACAAGGCCAGCCGCUGCCGCCGCUUCUGUGCUGACAGCAGUGGCCAGUUUCGCUGCGCCGUGGCGUUGGCGGAGGCAUGCCUCGACGACGACCCCAAGCGCCGGCCCAGCUUCGACCAGAUUGCUGCCACCCUGGCCGGGCUGGCGCGGGAGGGGUGA